Molecule: messenger RNA, 2035 nt
Organism: Pelagomonas calceolata
Lineage: Eukaryota; Pelagophyceae; Pelagomonadales; Pelagomonadaceae
Source: the annotation of a GenBank genome assembly
AUGCUAAAAAAGAUUUUGGCCCUCGUCGUCGUCCUGGCCGCAGCGGCCGCGGCCGACGAAGGCGCGCUCUCGGGCCCCUGCCGCGACGCGCGGCUGGUCGGCCCGGGGGAACGGGGCGGCCGCGCCAUCGACAAGUACGAGCAGUGCCAGAUAGCGAAGAGCGACGCCUGCGGCAACCACUACGCCAAGACGUACUUUUGCGCGACCUCGCCGGCCUCGCGGUUCUGCUUCGCGGCGCUGUGCCUCGCGUGGCUCGCGAUGCUGUUCGUGCUGCUCGGGAGCACGGCGGACGACUACUUCAGCCCGGCGCUCGAGCAGCUGUCCGAGGACGCGGGCCUGCCGCCGCGCUUCGCCGGCGUCACGCUCCUGGCGCUGGGCAACGGCGCGCCGGACGUGUCGUCGAACGUGCACCUCGUGGCGAGCGACGCCGUCGGCGAGCGGGCCGGCCUGGACACCGCCCUGGGCGCGCUCACGGGGGCCGGCAUGUUCGUCACGACGUGCGUCGCCGGCAUGGUGAUGGUCAUCGCCGACGGCGCCAAGGCGAAGGGCGCGCUGCUCCGGGACGUGACGGCCUACGGCGCCGCGUCGGCGGUCGUCUGGGGCGUGCUGGCGGGCGGCCGCGUCACCCGCGCGGGCGCGGCGACGCUGCUCGCGCUCUACGUCCUCUUCGUGCUGGUCGUGCUCGCGGCGGACCUCUACCACCGCCGGCCGGGCGGCCCCUACGACCUCGCCCGGCGGAGCGGCGCGACCGAGCCCGACGACGCCGUGGAGAUGAUGCUCACGCUGAUCCACGACGUCCGCCAGCGGCGGCGGCGGCCCCAGGUCGGCUCGUCGGCGGACGAGGAAAAGACCUCGACGCCGACGGGCGCGCGCAACCCCUUCUGGGCGCGGGCCCGCGUCCCGCCGGGCCGACGCGGCGGCGGGGCGCGCGCGCGACCGGUCGUCCCCGCAGGCGGACGACGACGACGGGCCCGACGCGACGCCCGCGCGCUCGGUCGUCAUCGAGGGCGACGACGUCGCGCCGCUGCGGUCGGCGCUGCUGGAGGCGCCCGCGGCGCCCGCCUCGGAGGAGGCCCUGGAGGGCCUCUUCGCCCUCGACGUCGUGGCGCGGGCCCGGGCGAACGUGCUCGCGGCGCUGGAGGACCCGCUCCCGCAGAAGGUCCUGAACGUCCUCGAGCUGCCGUUCACCGCCGCGCGGGCGGCCACCGUGCCGCUGACGGCCGGGGACCGCUACGCGCGGGCGCCCUUCGCGCUGUCCCUGCUCGGCGCGCCCGUGUGGCUCUGCUGCUACGCCCACGCGCGCGGCGCCCGGAACGUCUUCGUCGGCGGCGUCGUCCCCCUCUUCUACGUCGCGGCGGUCGUCGGCGCCGCGUGCGCGGCGGCGGCGUGGCACAGCACGCGCGGCAGCGACGACCUGCCCUUCGCGGCGGCCACGAUCUUCGCCCUGAUGGGCUUCUUCGUCGCGGCGACGUGGAUCGACGUCUUCGCCGGCGAGCUCGCGGCGGCGCUGGAGUUCUUCGCCGCGCUGUCGGGGAUCAAGCCCGAGAUCCUGGGCCUGACCCUGCUGGCCUGGGGCAACUCCGUCGGCGACUACUUCACGAACGUCGCCAUGGCGCGCAAGGGCCUCGCGAACAUGGCCCCCACCGGUGCAUGCGUCAAACCGUCGCGACGCGUCCCGUCGACGGCGACGCCGGCACUCACGGGUUGAUUUACGCGCAGGCCCUCACGGCGUGCUUCGCCGGGCCCGUGUUCAACCUCCUGGUGACGCUGGGCGUGGGUUUCCUCAUCCGCCUGGACAACUUCCAGGAGCGGCGCAUGCGCGUCGCGUCGAACGACGGCAUCAGCGUCGGCCUCGGCAUGAUCAUCGCGAACUGCGUCUGCGUCGUCGGCGCGGGGCUCCUGCUGGCGGGCCGCGUCCCGAAGCAGUUCGGCUUCUUCAGCGUGGGGCUCUACGUGCUGUACCUCGUGAUCGCGCUCGCCCUCCUGUUUUCCGCCGCGCCUGAGGGGGACGACUAAUGCGGAUUGUUUCUUGAAA